GGAUCGAUUAGCACGCCUACGGCAAAAUCACUUUACAUAACACUUAAUAGGAGGCGUUGCUGUGCACUCAAUUGAUUGUGGAUACAUGAGGGUGUGUAGUCAGAGAGUCAGACAGUGUCCAUGGCCAUGAUGCUGGCUCUGUCCAGGUGUUCAGCAACUCUGAGAUGGAGACUGCCCCUGCGCUGCCUUGCCCUCCCUCUGGAGAGCACAAGCAGUCAGCCCCCCGCCACAGCCAGGGCCCCCUCUCUAAGACCCCAGGCUGCCCUCUUUCAUCAGAGUAAAGCCAAAGCCAGCCCUGAGCCAAACAAGCCCACCUCAGUGUUGUCCUCCGGGCUGGAGGGGGAGCUGUUUGGAAUGGGGAUGUGGUCUCUGGGUCUGGGUGCUGUAGGAGCAGCACUAGCUGGAAUCUUCCUGGCCAACACUGACUUGUGUCUGCCCAAAGCUGCCCAGGCGUCACUGGACUACCUCGAAGAUGCUGACCUGCGCUCCACCGUGGAUGAUGACAAGGUCAUCAAAGCCAAGAGCCUGUGGGAGAAGAAUGGGGCUGUGGUCAUGGCCGUACGGCGACCUGGAUGAUUUUUGUGCAGAGAGGAGGCCUCUGAGCUGUCCUCUCUGAAGCCCCAGCUGGAGGAGCUCGGGGUCCCUCUGGUUGCCGUGGUGAAAGAAAACAUCGGCACAGAGAUCCAGGACUUCAGACCGCACUUUGCUGGGGACAUCUACAUAGAUGAAAAGAAACACUUCUACGGCCCCCUGCAGAGGAAGAUGGGAGGGCUCGGUUUCAUCCGUCUGGGAGUGUGGCAGAACUUCAUCCGGGCAUGGAGAUCAGGUUACCAGGGCAACAUGAAUGGCGAGGGCUUCAUCCUGGGGGGAGUGUUUGUGAUUGGGCCAGGAGACCAGGGGAUUCUCCUCGAGCACCGUGAGAAGGAGUUUGGCAACAAGGUGGAAAAUGCAGAUGUUCUUGAUGCUGUCAAGAAAAUUGUGCCAGUAAAAUAACUACAUUGCAGUGGAUUUAGUAUUUAAAGAAAUGGCACUAGACAAAGAAUAGUGAUGAUGCAUUUUGAUCAAAGCUUGCAUUAAGAAUAUUCAGAUACGAAUAGCUUUUUUACAGCCUGUGCAUUUUUGUUGUUGACUCCACUAAUCUUAUUUUGCAUCCAUUUGCUACUACGUACUGUGAUCUUGACCAGGUUCAUCAUCGUUAACCUCUGCAUUUUUGGCAUGUUGAGUUGCAGUAAUUUAUUGGUGUCAAAUUCUGUCCAUCACUGGAGUACCGACAUUGUAAUAAUAUGUGAGCACAUUGUUUAAUAAUUUCACUUACAACUUGAUGUACCUCUGUUGUUUACUCAUGAAUGGAGUGGUGGUUGAGCAAAUCAAGCUGCUAAAAUACAAGACACAAUGAAUAUUAUUAGUGCAGCAUUGCUUAGUGACUAUCCCUUUUACUCCUGCAAACACCAACAAGCAGCUAAGUGGGGAGUUGGGUUUUAGAUGUGAGUGAUUGCAGAUAUAGUCAGGGACUGCAGCAGCAUUAUCAUUCAGGAACAAUGACACUUGAACUCUUCCCCUGGAAGAAUGACGUAAUUAUAAGUAAAGGCUGGAUUCUACAUUUAGUUAAAUACUGUGUAAUUUAUAGUCACUAAUAACAGUUAUUAGUCGUGUAUUUUUAAUACCAUUGCUAUGCAUGCUUCACUUGAUCAGGUGCCCAAGCUUGCCUCCGACAUGGCAGACGUGUGUGUGUGUGUUCUGUGUGUGAUAAUGACAACUUGACUCUAAACUCCACAGUGAGAGGAGAAAGUUUGAUGCUCAAACACGCAGAGACUCUGCUACGGCGCUCAUGUUGAAAGGUGGUUUUGGUGCUUGACACGACUGUUGCUUGCAUGAGUGAGAGGGUGAGAUGGUGUUUUUACAUGUGGUGUGAAUGCCACCCAAAUAAAUUCUAGUGACCUCAUGA
Molecule: messenger RNA, 1945 nt
Organism: Myripristis murdjan (pinecone soldierfish)
Lineage: Eukaryota; Metazoa; Chordata; Actinopteri; Holocentriformes; Holocentridae
Product: peroxiredoxin-like 2A
Exons: 7
Molecular function (GO): antioxidant activity
Source: RefSeq, a predicted model, not a curated record